UAUUGUUGAUACAAGAACAAGUGCUAGAGACUACAAUGGGCGAAUUUGGCAAGCGGUUGCUGAUUUUAGCAAUUUGCAUAGCACAAAACGCUUCGCUAUCUCCAACGAAGGUAAUCCUUACCCAGAGAACUCGAGACGAUCGGCAAAACAUACAGCUUAUAGAAUUCUUGACUUCUGUGCCUAAUCUCCAAGAUUUUACCGUGUGUUACUGGUUGAAAUCCGUCAACACCACAACUCGCCAAUCGACUUUCUCAUACGCCGCACCCAACCAUCCACUUGCAAUCGCAACAUGGAUCGAGCCCACCAUUUUCGGACUUCAGAUACGUAUGGCCAUCAACAGUAUGGAAGUAUAUUCAGUGCCAUAUAACGUAGCUUACCACCACUGGUACCAUUUGUGCCAUUCCUGGGAAGGGGCAUCUGGACGUUGGCUUCUCUAUGUUGACGGCGAAUUAAUUGGACAGGGGUUCGACAGUACUGUGCGUCCUCAAUGGAUUCCAGGAAAUGGAACUGUUGUUUUUGGACAGCAACAGAAUAAUUUUGACCUCAGUCCAGAUCGGCCCGGUGGAUUCCAGUCGUCCGCGGGAGUCGAGGGAGAAAUGACCCUCAUGUUCUUUGACAGCCGACCAUUACGCCAUGACAUCCAAAGUCUUGGAGCUAGUGGGAAUGUUAAAGGUGAGAUCUUAGGUACGAAGUUGACAAGCGACAUCGACCGCAACGUAUGGGAGGUAAAACCAGGGAGCGUCGAUUGUUUUAACCAGCCCCAAGGCGACAUCGUUGCAUGGGGCGUCACACAAAUCGAACUGAUGGGUGGUGCCCUCAUGGUUGAGGCGAAACCAUCAUGUGGUGACUUCUAAGUUCCCAAUUGCUGCUAUUU
Molecule: messenger RNA, 874 nt
Organism: Daphnia carinata
Lineage: Eukaryota; Metazoa; Arthropoda; Branchiopoda; Diplostraca; Daphniidae
Gene: b6
Product: neuronal pentraxin-1-like
Exons: 3
Coding region: 36-854 (272 amino acids)
Source: RefSeq, a predicted model, not a curated record